GUCAGAAGCAGAAAUGACUGGCCCUCUACCUGGACAAAAGACCGUCUUGAUCACUGGCUGCACGCCAGGCGGCAUCGGUCAUGCCCUCUGCCUCGAGUUUCACAAGCAAGGCGUCCAUGUCAUCGCAACGGCCCGCAACCCAGCCGUCUUGGCCGAGAUGGCCGACAUGGGCAUGAGCACCCUCGCCCUCGACGUCACCAAUGCCGAGAGCAUCAAGACCUGCCACGAGGAAGUUGCCCAGAUCACCGGCGGCAAGCUUGACAUUCUCGUCAACAACGCCGGCCGCACUCACACCCACCCCGCCACCGACAUCGACCUCGACGACGUCCGCGAGACCUUCGAGACCAACGUCUUUGGCGUAAUGGCCAUGUGCAAAGCCUUUGCCGACCAACUCAUCGCCGCCCGCGGGUUAAUCAUCAACAUUGCCUCUCUCGCCGCCAUCACCCCUUAUGUCUUUGGGAGCGUCUACUGCGCCACCAAGGGCGCCGUGGUCUCGUACUCGCGCACGCUUCGCUUGGAACUCAAGCCCUUUGGCGUGCGCGUCAUGACCACCAUGACAGGCACCGUCCGGUCCCAAAUUGCCUCCAAGACGCACCGCACUCUGCCCGAGAACAGCCUCUACAUGCGCGUCAAGGAGUUCUUUGAGCGCCGCUUGACGUUUUCGCAGAACAACGCGACGGUGGGCACGGAGGAGUAUGCGAGAAAGCUGGUGAGGAAUGCGCUGAAGGGUGAAGCCCCGCUGAUUUUGAGGAGCUGGUUUGGCAGGGCGGAUUACUUCUGGGCUGGUGGAUGGGCGAGACUCGUUUGGGCUGGUACCUUCUUUGGAGACUGGUUGUUGGAUUUGGUCAUGUAUCGCAUGUUCAAGAUGAACGUGUUGGAGAGGGUGUUGGCGCAGGAGGAGGCGCAGAAGAAGUUGAACUGAGCGAAGUGGGGAAGAGGAAGUGGCGGCACCACUUUGGUUGUUUGUGGUCGGUGGCUUGAUAUCUGCACAAAGCCUGUUGGGCACCAAUGGGUGAGUACUCUGGCUGACCGGUGACGGGCUGAUUCAGCCUUACAGCGAGCGUUUCUUGUGUCAAAUGUGUAUUCGUACACGCCAGUCUGUCGGAGCCUUUACUCUAUUAUCUAUUCCAUGACCUCGAACCAAGGUAUAUCGUUGAG
Neurospora tetrasperma FGSC 2508 is the source of this 1158-nucleotide messenger RNA. RefSeq lists its product as uncharacterized. The record is from RefSeq and is a predicted model, not a curated record. Gene Ontology annotation, biological process: triglyceride catabolic process; phosphatidic acid biosynthetic process. Gene Ontology annotation, molecular function: acylglycerone-phosphate reductase (NADP+) activity; triacylglycerol lipase activity. Gene Ontology annotation, cellular component: lipid droplet; endoplasmic reticulum. Lineage: Eukaryota; Fungi; Ascomycota; Sordariomycetes; Sordariales; Sordariaceae. The coding region runs from base 14 to 922 and encodes 302 amino acids. The transcript has 4 exons.